GUGAAUGAAGCGCCACGGAACAGCCCUCCUGGGGUCCCCACGAGCCGCGUCUGGCUGCGCCCCGGCGCCUACGCAGCAGCGUCCGCGGCCGCGGUGGGCACGCACGGUUACCCCGGGCAGCCCCAGCCGCCAGCAGCAGUCCAGUCCCCUCGGCCGCGCCAGCAGGCUGCGGGCACCUGGGGGCGGGCUGGGGGCGCCGGCCGCGGCAGGAGGCGCUGUAGAGAGGGCUGCGGCGCGGGUCCCGCGGCGGCCGCGGGAGGGAGCGGGGCAGGCGCUGUGGGCCGGGCUCCUCCUCCGGCUCCUGCGCGACCGCCUACCGCCGGGCUCCGCCGGCGCCCGCCGUCCCCGCAGCGCCGCUCUGCGCCCGCCGCCCCGAGCGCCCGCGCGGGGCUGGCGGGAGCCUCGGCGGGCGCGCGGGCGCGCGGGGCCAUGGUCGUGGCCCCCUGACGGGCCGCGGCCGCCUCCAUGAAGCGGAAAAGCGAGCGGCGGUCGAGCUGGGCCGCCGCGCCCCCCUGCUCGCGGCGCUGCUCGUCGACCUCGCUGGGUGUGAAGAAGAUCCGCAGCUCCACGCAGCAGGACCUGCGCCGCCGGGACUCCCAGGACGACGUGUACCUGGACAUCACCGAUCGCCUUUGUUUUGCCAUUCUCUACAGCAGACCAAAGAGUGCAUCAAAUGUACAUUAUUUCAGCAUAGAUAAUGAACUUGAAUAUGAGAACUUCUACGCAGAUUUUGGACCACUCAAUCUGGCAAUGGUUUACAGAUAUUGUUGCAAGAUAAAUAAGAAAUUAAAGUCCAUUACAAUGUUAAGGAAGAAAAUUGUUCAUUUUACUGGCUCUGAUCAGAGAAAACAAGCAAAUGCUGCCUUCCUUGUUGGAUGCUACAUGGUUAUAUAUUUGGGGAGAACUCCAGAAGAAGCAUAUAGAAUAUUAAUCUUUGGAGAGACAUCCUAUAUUCCUUUCAGAGAUGCUGCCUAUGGAGGCUGCAAUUUCUACAUUACACUUCUUGACUGUUUCCAUGCAGUAAAGAAGGCAAUGCAGUAUGGCUUCCUUAAUUUCAACUCAUUUAACCUUGAUGAAUAUGAACACUAUGAAAAAGCAGAAAAUGGAGAUUUAAAUUGGAUAAUACCAGACCGAUUUAUUGCCUUCUGUGGACCUCAUUCAAGAGCCAGACUUGAAAGUGGUUACCACCAACAUUCUCCCGAGACUUAUAUUCAAUAUUUUAAGAAUCACAGUGUUACUACCAUUAUUCGUCUGAAUAAAAGGAUGUAUGAUGCCAAACGCUUUACGGAUGCUGGCUUCGAUCACCAUGAUCUUUUCUUUGCGGAUGGCAGCACCCCUACUGAUGCCAUUGUCAAAGAAUUCCUGGAUAUCUGUGAAAAUGCUGAGGGUGCCAUUGCAGUACAUUGUAAAGCUGGCCUUGGCCGCACAGGCACUCUGAUAGCAUGCUACAUCAUGAAGCAUUACAGGAUGACAGCAGCCGAGACCAUUGCGUGGGUCAGGAUCUGCAGACCUGGCUCGGUGAUUGGACCUCAGCAGCAGUUUUUGGUGAUGAAGCAAACAAGCCUCUGGCUGGAAGGGGACUAUUUUCGUCAGAAGUUAAAGGGGCAGGAGAAUGGACAACACAGAGCAGCCUUCUCCAAACUUCUCUCUGGCGUUGAUGACAUUUCCAUAAAUGGGGUCGAGAAUCAAGACCAGCAAGAACCCGAACCGUACAGUGACGACGACGAAAUCAAUGGAGUGACACAAGGUGAUAGACUUCGGGCCCUGAAAAGCAGAAGACAAUCAAAAACAAACGCUAUUCCUCUCACAGUAAUUCUUCAAUCCAGUGUUCAGAGCUGUAAAACAUCUGAACCUAACAUUUCUGGCAGUGCAGGCAUUACUAAAAGAACCACCAGAUCUGCUUCAAGGAAAAGCAGUGUUAAAAGUCUCUCCAUUUCAAGGACUAAAACAGUCUUGCGUUAAGUAAAAACCUGUGACCAGAGCUGAAGGAAGACUCUAGGAACUGAAAACUGCAGCAGAAAUUAGCACAAUUUGAAAACAAAACAAAAUUGCAAAAGCCUUAGUUGCUUUCCACCUAAGAAGUCGAUCAAUGGAGAAAGUGUCCGCUGGAGUUUCGAUAAUGAACUUUGAGUUUGGGUGCAAGCGAAGGACUCAGAGAAGGGCCCAGCUCUCAAGCUGAACGACAAAAAUGCUGUUGUAAAUUUAGUCUCAGGUGUAAAUACCCAGCCCUCUGGUUCCCAGGGAGCUGGCUGCUCUGAGGUGCACGUGUGUCUCUGUGAUGGCAAUCAUUGUAGUUGCUGGCCUUCAGAAGAAUUGAGGAUCUGAUGGAGGUUUUUUAUGUAUUUAUUUUCUGUUCACCUUGUGACCCUGUGUCAAAAUUUGUAAAGAUACAAAAGGCAUUAAUUACUGAGAUGGUACUUUCUGUAAUUUGAUACUAUUUGGCUUAAUCAUCUUCACCUAUUUGUAAUACUGUUGUAAUGUUAACUCUGUUAAGUACCCAAGCUGCUUGUCUUCCACCAAAGAGUGCUUUAUUAACAAGAAUCUGUGAAAACCACAUUUAAAUACUGUUGCAUGUUGUAAGACCAGAUGGUUACCUUGGUAACCUAAAACUUGCAAGAUAAUAUUAAUGGUAGCUUUAGAAGACUCAGGAGGAGAAACUGACUUCAGAAUUGGAAGAUGUUGCAAGUCAUCCCUUUUUCUGUCCUUUAGGGACUGAAGAACUGGGAGGCUGCCCAUUGUUUGGUGCCAGUCAUACAAAUUAAAAUCAUAUUUCCUUCCUUGCAUGGAAGAAACACAGUCAGUUAUUCCCCUUGGAAACAGCAAUCCCAAAUAAUGUCGGCUUAAAAAAAGUUAACCGCUUUUUAGAGUCCUUCUCUGUAACAUUGGAUUUUUUUUUUUUUUUUUUCUCCUUAUGAGAUCAGUCUAAGGCCAUUGACGCAGCCUGCGAUCUCAGUGACAAUGAUCUGCUUGUGGAUCUCACUGUUGCCUUUGGUUAGGGAACACAACUAGUAACUCUGCAGAGUGCCUUCUCCCCCUACCCUACUGGAACACAGCAGAGUCUGUGCCAUGAAGCAGUUACAGAAACAGAAUUGAUUUGCUGCUUAAAAAAAAAUAAAAAAAAAAAAAGGCGGGGGGGGCCAAAAUAAAAGAAUAUUUAGUACUCACCUCGGUUCCUUCCACAAGAAGUGGGUGGUUUAAUGAUUGUUAACCCAUUUUUGCCUGUGCUGGGAGCAUGGAGGGCCGAGAUGUUGACAGGCAGUAAGAAGCAAACGCCCUCCUAAGCCACAAGGCGUGCGCCAGAUCUAGUAGGCAACUCCAUUUUAAGAAGCUGCCUUUUUCACAAAACUUCAAGAAAUUAAAGCAGUUGGAAGAAACAAGUUAAAGUCUUCAAUGCAGGAAGGAAUUGAAAGGCAGUGCCUCCAUUUUGGUGCACUUUCUUGGAAGAAAGUGUGAAAGUAACCGGCAUCAGGAGAGAUGGAAGAUGCCGUGUUCUCAGCCAAACAAGCGACUCUUUCCCCGCCAGGCACUAUGGGGUGGGGUCAGGCCAGCUUUUCAACACUGGGGACUGGAUCACAGAAAAACAGUGGUUUUCUGUCCCUGGAAAUGAAUAGGCACAAAGACCCCCUUGGCUGUGGGAAGACCACUCUUCAAUAAGAUGUGGGUGGGAGGAGGUACAUUCCUUUUGCUGUUUUGAGCUGAGACAAUGUAAAUAUUCAAACUGUGCCAUGCAUAAAGCAUUGAAUUCUCAGGGCACCUCUUCUUCCCCUUACCCUUUUAAGGCCAUCCGCUCCAUAAAUAAUAAUCCAGGUAGUUGUGAAAAUCGCGCUUCUUAGUCUGGCUUUUCGUCCCGUCAGAACAAGUAAAUGUAGGCGCCACAGCUCUUGUGAGUACGGUCUCCCUCACGGUGAACAAGCCUCCUGGUGUUUCGUCCAAGAAAAGGAAGGGUGUCAGCGGGACCACAGUCCUUCUUCAUUUUAUAAACUGCCUCUUCAUGUUGCCUGCUCAAGUUUCCACCUAUAAUUGCUAUCACUGUGGCUCUUUCUAAAAAUCCUUCUAUUUAACUGGUUCACUGAAAUUAGUCAUAGAAAACCUGUGAUUUGGUGAAGAAGCAUUCCUUGUAUAACCAAAUGACUUGGGAUGGUGUGCAGAGCAACAGUGUUACCUUAUGGGGACCGUCUCUAGAAUCCAGGAAGUGUGGGUCUGAGGGAUGGAAAGUUCUUCCUGCUAUGAAGGAGAGUGGAUGCUUCCCCUCAUCCCCAACUGAAACCACAAACACCCAGAAUCUUCUGGGAUUCUGACUUAGAGUCCUUGUUACAGAAGACCUUGUUGCUAUGGAACAUGAAACUGUGUCUGUCUGAUGGAGAGAUUCCCUUAACUUUAGAGCCUUAAAUAGCCCUGAAAGUACACCGGGACGGUUUGCAAUGGAAUUAAAAUUAGCAGCGCAUAUUUUUAGGUGCCCUUGAAGCUUUCUGGGGACUCAAAAUUAUCAAGAGUCAGGGACGGUCCGGAGGAAGAGCAUCUGCAAAACUGGGUUCCUAGAAGUGCGGACGGACUUGGCUUGUUAUAGAACUUGGUGGGAGAGGCGCCUCGUGAGAGCUGAGUGGCCGGCGUGGCCGUGCUUCCCGGCGGCGCGCGGCAGGGCUUCUGCUGGCUCCACAAUUCACCU
This is a messenger RNA of Rhinopithecus roxellana (golden snub-nosed monkey), 4666 nucleotides long. Its product is annotated as dual specificity protein phosphatase CDC14B. The transcript has 14 exons. Gene Ontology annotation, biological process: protein dephosphorylation; cilium assembly; positive regulation of cytokinesis. NCBI's taxonomy places the organism in Eukaryota, Metazoa, Chordata, Mammalia, Primates, Cercopithecidae. Bases 466 to 1962 code for a protein of 498 amino acids. Gene Ontology annotation, molecular function: protein serine/threonine phosphatase activity; protein tyrosine/serine/threonine phosphatase activity. Gene Ontology annotation, cellular component: spindle pole; nucleolus; centrosome. The record is from RefSeq and is a predicted model, not a curated record.